Messenger RNA from Stylonychia lemnae, 357 nucleotides. Lineage: Eukaryota; Ciliophora; Spirotrichea; Sporadotrichida; Oxytrichidae. The record is from the annotation of a GenBank genome assembly.
AUGGAGUCCCCAUUCACACUGGAAAUUCAGAAUAUGGCUCUGACGUAUUCUAUCCAAGGGAAUACGGCGAACACUUGUCAACCGGGACUUAGAUAUCUUUAGAUUCUUGCCUCGGUAGUGUAUAAUUCUUAGGAUUCUACCAUUACUAUGGAUGGUCUCCAUGUAUUCUCCCAUCAGGUUCAUCGCAGACUACAAGAGAUGGUCAUUCGAUUCUUGGACCAUUCAAAAAAGAUGGCAUUCUUUGGUAGCCAUGUGAUGUAGAUUUAUGUAAUGGAGUUGAAAUUGCUGGAAUAUAUUAUUAUGUAACAACUAUGUUCCAUCCAUAUACUGUGGGAUGCUGGGGACCAUCUCCUAUGA